AUGGAGGUGACCGUGGAGGAGUGGGGAUAUAAGGAGAUGCUUUGUAACCCUUGCAGCUGUUCAUGGGGGCUGGUCAGAGGACUGCCCACUGGGGAGCCCCUGGUGACCUGUAACCAAGAAGGCUGUGCUGUCAGGAGGCACAGCUCCCUAGAAUAUAUCUUCUUCAUGCUCAUCUUGACCUACUACAUCUUCACGCUCUUGGACAACCUGACCAUCAUCCUAUUUUCCUACUUCAAACCCCAUCUCCACUCCCCCAUAUACUUCUUCCUCUCCAACCUCUCCAUCCUGGACCACAGCUUCAUCACCAACAUUGUCCCACAGAUGCUGUGGAACCUACACAGACCAGAGAGAACCAUAGCCAAUCAAGGCUGCAUGCAACUGGCUGUCAUGACCUGGGUCCUUGGCUUUGUGGAGUCCCUAGUCCAUUUGAUACCUACCUUGCCAUUGUCCCUCUGUGGACACUAUGUUGUGGAUGACUACUUGUUGAAAAACCUGCCUUGGUUAAAAUCACCGGCAACCAAUACUGUGGUUACCCCCAACCCGAGUAACAAAGAUGUGAAAGAAGCCCUGAGCAGGCUCCUUCUUCAGGGAUCUCUCACUCCAGAAAUAUUCACCUCCACUCUGGCUGAGGCCUUUGGGGGAAGAGCUCCUAAUAGUCACCCAGAAAAGCUCAUGCUUCUGAUCGCUCCAGUUCUCCAGCUGUCUGAGUUGAAGGAAAGGAAGAGACUGGUUCAGGAGCGAAGCCAAUACACUGAAGAACAUCUGAUUAUGAGGAAGUUGCAGAGGAUGAAAGAGGAAUACAUCCUCAGUGAAAGAGGUCCCCGCCAGGAAGAGAUGGGAGUGGCCAACCAUAGCUUUAUGGGAGAUUUCAUCCUGGCAGGCUUCUCUAAUCAGCCAGAGGUGGAAGCGCUACUCUUUGGGCUUAUCAUCUUCUACUUUUUGACCCUAGUGGGGAACUUGACCAUCAUCCUGGUAUCCUGUUUUGACCCUUGCCUCCACACCCCCAUGUACUUCUUUCUUAGCAACCUCUCCUUCCUGGAGCUCGGCUUCACCACUAGUUGUGUCCCCCAAAUGCUGGUCAACCUGAUUCAUUCAGAAAGGGUCAUCAGUCACCUUGGUUGUGUUGUCCAGCUCUAUAUUUUUCUGUGGCAUGGAGCCACCGAGUGUGUCCUGCUAGUGGUCAUGGCCUUCGACCUUUAUGUGGCCAUCUGCCAACCCCUGAACUACUUGACUAUUAUGCAUCCACGCCCCUGCUUCUUCCUGGCUACUAUAGCUUGGGGGACUGGGCUAAUUCAGGCCUUGAUCCAGUCUUCAUCCACCCUCUGCCUGUCUUUCUGCCACACUCGACUAGUGGAUGACUUCGUGUGCGAGGUGCCUGCUCUGAUCUACCUUGCAUUUGGGGUCACCACCCUCAACGAGGUCCAGAUGUCUGUGGCCAGUGUCCUCCUCCUGGUGGUGCCCUUGAUUUUGAUCAUGAUUUCCUAUGGCCACAUUGCUGGGGCUGUGCUGAAUAUCAAAUCAGGCUUAGGAUGCCACAAGACCUGGAGAACCUGUGGAUCCCAUCUGGUGGUUGUCUCCCUCCUUUACAGCACUGUCUCAGCCAUCUACCUCCAUCCCAAGAACCACUAUGCUCAGCAGAAGGGCAAAUUCCUCACCCUACUGUACACUGUGGUCACCCCUACACUCAACCCACUCAUCUACUCCUUGCAGAACACUGAGGUCAAGAAGGCUGUUAGGAGGCUGACAAGGAUAGGCAGAGAGAGGCUUCCAGAAGACUUGAAACACUGA
Ornithorhynchus anatinus (platypus) is the source of this 1788-nucleotide messenger RNA. RefSeq names its product olfactory receptor 2H2-like. Gene Ontology annotation, cellular component: membrane. Gene Ontology annotation, molecular function: G protein-coupled receptor activity; olfactory receptor activity. The coding region runs from base 1 to 1788 and encodes 595 amino acids. Gene Ontology annotation, biological process: G protein-coupled receptor signaling pathway. NCBI's taxonomy places the organism in Eukaryota, Metazoa, Chordata, Mammalia, Monotremata, Ornithorhynchidae. The record is from RefSeq and is a predicted model, not a curated record. The transcript has 7 exons.